Messenger RNA from Trypanosoma cruzi, 1548 nucleotides. RefSeq lists its product as uncharacterized. Lineage: Eukaryota; Euglenozoa; Kinetoplastea; Trypanosomatida; Trypanosomatidae. The transcript has a single exon. The coding region runs from base 1 to 1548 and encodes 515 amino acids. The record is from RefSeq and is a predicted model, not a curated record.
AUGUCACAGAAGCUUUUGCUUCACGUAGAUGUGUUGCGUGGGCGUAAUUAUCCGCAGACGGAGGACGAUCCGUGCGCAUGUUCAACACUCGUGCGUUUGUUUCUCUAUAAUAGCAAUCUACAGGAGACCAUAGCCGAUGUGUUUAGGACAGGAAUACAGGAGAAUUCCAACGCCCCGUUUUACAGUGCGGGUGUGGACUUUGACGUCCCUGCGGGGCUGGAGAGCGUGGUGUUGGUGGUUGAGGUGGAGGAGACAACCCGGCGGACGGAGCCGUACGUCCUCUUCUAUGGUUUUCAACCGGUGUCAAUGACUGGGAAGGGGAAGUGUGAGGAGGUGAUUACGUUGACGUGCACCAACCCGGUUGAAAAGCCAGAGGAGGCAGCACAGGAGGCGUUGUUGGCCGGGGAGGAUCCGACGUCGUGUCCGGUUCUUACUAUCCGCUACCAAGUGAUUCGUCAAAAGAAUGCCGAGGAGGUGAGGGAUGUACACGCGGACGUUGAGUUGCCAGCCACCCCGGCUCUCACCGGAGCCACCAGCAUCGUUCCAAAGGGCUCCCGGUACGUGUGGGUCAACCUCACAUCGGACCCCCGCUGGACAGAGGCGUUCCGCCACACGCUUGUGGAAAGCUGGCGGGACAGGGCGCCACUGGUUGGCAAUGCGGUUGCGAAGGAGAGCCUACAGGCGUCCACGAAAGGUGCCUCCACUUCGAGGCCUUCCUCGCAACCUACACGUCUGAUGGAUAUCCGUUCGAUUGGUGAUGUGAUUAUAAAAAGGUGGUGCUGCUGCCGGGCACAUGAGGUCUUGACACGACUGCGAUUGUGCGCGGAGGCCUUCGACCGCGGGGAAAGGACGAUUCACUUCAGUCAAGAGCGGGAAUUGUCGUAUAGACUUCAGCGCAAGGAGCGUGUAUGCCUUUUGCAGGAAUUGGCAAAGGCUUCUCUUGUGAAGAUGGGUAUCUCCGAACUUCGUGACACGCUGGAUCACCUGUGGAUUUUCUUUUCCAUCGGCAUCAAACACGAUCCGGCGGGCACGCGUGUUCUUACCUACGAGGCGCGCAAGAAGGUGAGAGAGGCCAGCUUCGACAGCAAGGACAAGGCGAUCCUGCAGUCAAGCCUGCUGAACUUUCUUGUCCCCUCGCUCACCAUGGAUCAAUGCAACGAGAUUGCCGUGGCUGAUAUGGAAAGCGCAGAAAGGGCGGGGAACAUUUUGGAGGAAACGCCCCCGACUGGCGCUAAUUUUGGCAACAAUGCAAUGUCUGCACCCGCCUCUGAGGUCGACUUCUCGAUGGCGCUUAUUGAAUACAUCGGCGCGCUGCUGGACACCCUCACAGAGACGGAGCUUGUGGCUGCCCUCAAGGCAUUCGAGCCGGCGGUGGUCAACGCUCAGCAGCGUAUUAAGGCCAAAGCCAAGGAGGAGAUAACACGUAUGCGCAGCAACUUCAGGGAGCCAAUGCGGCGGGAACUGACGCCGUACAACCCCGGUGAUGGUAUCAAGAUUGACCAUCUCGACAGACUGGGCCGCAGGAAGAAGAGCUACCACCCACGAUGA